Molecule: messenger RNA, 1020 nt
Organism: Paramecium tetraurelia
Lineage: Eukaryota; Ciliophora; Oligohymenophorea; Peniculida; Parameciidae
Exons: 4
Source: RefSeq, a predicted model, not a curated record
AUGAAUGAGGAUGAGGCAGCUCUCAUAUUCGAGGAAAGAAAGAAAAAGCUCAUUGGAAAUCUAAUAGAGUAAUAUACAAAAGUCCAAAAGAAACAGCCACAAUAGAAAAAUAAUAUCAUAUCGAAGCAUGAGCAAUCAAAAUUAAUUGAGAAACUCAAACCUUCAAAUGAAAGUCCAUUGGAGACUUCUAAAGAAAUCCAAUUAAAAAAAAUAGUUAAGACUUCGCUCUUGAAGGAUAUUGGGAAUAUUGACAUGGAAAUACAGAAAAUGACCGAUGAAUAUCACACCAUUAGAAACAAACCCUAAUAUCUGGAAAAAUAAUAUUCCCACUCUAAAAUUCUGACCAAAACAAUAAAUUAAACGGAAUUAUCCAAGUCAGAAUAGAAGACCUCAAUUUAAAAUAGAAAUCAGAGCUAUUAUACAAAUAGAUAAAAAUCUAAUAAAAUCAAUUCGGUAGCCGAAAACUCUUAUUCCAAACUUGCAGAAUCUAUUCGCAAUUAUUCUAAUCAAAGAAAGGGAGAAGAACCAAAAACUAACGAUUUAACCAAACCUUAUGAUUUUCUAUAAAUCAAAACACAAUCUGAAAAAGUAAUCAUCAAACCAAAAACCAAAUCAGUUAAUAUCGAUGCCAAUGUUGUCAAAUAGUAAAAAGUGAUAUCUAGUGAGCGUAAAAUCCCAAAGCCACCAUUAAAAUAGUUGUCUUAAAAGAGAAACUCAGAAAGUGAGAAAACCUCGCCUGUCAAAACUAUUUUAAAAUAAACUUCCAAUCAUACCUACGAUUUAAGUUCAACCAAAGCCAAUACCACGCAACAAUUUUAUUAGAACAAAGAGAAUCCCUUCAUCAGAAGCCAAAAUAAUAGUAGAAUUGGGGAUUACAAGAUAGUUGAGGCUGUCAAUAUCUAUAAAACACUCAAAUAAUUGGUGGAUUCCAAAGAGUAAAUUCAUCAAAAGUAUCCAACGACUUUACUUCAGCAAAAAACUUCAACUCUAUUGUCUCAUAAGAAUGUUAAACAAUAAUGA